GCCGGCUCCGAGUCCUGUUGGUGGGGGCAGCAGGAUGCUGGUGGCAGUAGAGGGGGCCGACCGGGUGCCUCCGCAGCUCAGCUGGCAGGGCCCGGUGGGGCGUGUGUGGCUGCUGGUGCGCGCCCCCAGCCCCACGCCUCCCCAUGCAGCCCUGGCAGUGCCUCCGGCGCUUUGCCCUGGCCUGGUGGGAGAGGACCGCGGAGGGUCGCGCCCGCUCUCCCAGGGAGGAGGUUGGACCAAGGGACUCUGGGGCCCGCGGGGAGCCAGGGCUCCAGCGAGCGGCGGGAGGGAAGCCGGCAGGACUCUGUUCCCUCUGUUUAAAGUCUCCAGAUCCGGAGCGGAGCAGCCCUCCCAUGCUGUCUGCCGAUGAUGCCGAGUACCCUCGGGAAUACCGGACCCUGGGGGGUGGGGGCAGCGGGGGCAGCGGGGGCCGGCGCUUCUCCAAUGUGGGGCUGGUGCACACCUCUGAGCGGCGGCACACGGUGAUUGCUGCCCAGAGCCUGGAGGCGCUCAGCGGGCUCCAGAAGGCGGAUGCUGACCGCAAGCGAGAUGCGUUCAUGGACCAUCUGAAGAGCAAGUACCCCCAGCAUGCCCUGGCCCUGCGAGGUCAGCAGGACAGGAUGCGGGAGCAGGUCGGCGGCUGGACCGUGGACCCUGUGUGCCUCCUCAGCUCCCUCUGUUCCCACCUUCACGGCGAUUCCACCCCCUCCGGGGCUGGCCAGCCUGCCCAGCAACCAAACUACUGGAGCUUCAAGACCCGCAGCUCGCGUCAUACUCAGGGAGCCCAGCCAGGGCUGGCAGACCAGGCAGCCAAGCUGUCCUACGCCUCGGCUGAGUCGCUGGAGACCAUGUCCGAGGCCGAGCUGCCCCUGGGCUUCAGCAGGAUGAACCGCUUCCGACAGAGCUUGCCUCUCUCCCGCUCUGCCAGCCAGACCAAGCUGCGCUCACCAGGGGUCCUGUUCCUGCAGUUCGGGGAGGAGACCCGACGCGUACACAUCACGCAUGAGGUCAGCAGUCUGGACACGCUGCACGCACUCAUCGCGCACAUGUUCCCGCAGAAGCUCACCAUGGGCAUGCUCAAGUCGCCCAACACCGCCAUCCUCAUCAAAGACGAAGCUCGGAACAUCUUCUAUGAGCUGGAGGACGUCCGAGAUAUCCAGGACCGCAGUAUUAUUAAGAUCUACAGGAAGGAGCCACUGUAUGCUGCUUUUCCUGGUUCUCACCUCACUAACGGGGACCUUCGGAGAGAGAUGGUGUACGCGUCGCGGGAGUCGUCGCCCACGCGGCGCCUCAACAACCUGUCGCCUGCAUCGCACCUAGCAUCUAGCUCGCCACCUCCAGGGCUCCCAUCGGGCCUGCCGUCGGGCCUGCCGUCGGGCCUGCCGUCGGGCUCGCCCUCGCGCUCACGCCUCUCCUACGCUGGGGGCCGCCCGCCCUCUUACGCCGGCAGUCCGGUGCACCACGCGGCUGAGCGACUGGGGGGUGCCCCGGCCAGCCAGGGCGUGAGCCCCAGUCCCAGCGCCAUCCUGGAGCGGCGCGACGUGAAGCCGGACGAGGACCUGGCGGGCAAAGCGGGCGGCAUGGUGCUUGUGAAGGGCGAGGGCCUCUAUGCUGAUCCCUACGGGCUUCUGCACGAGGGCCGCUUGAGCCUGGCCGCUGCAGCGGGUGACCCGUUUGCAUACCCGGGCGCAGGCGGAUUGUACAAGCGGGGCUCGGUGCGCUCACUCAGCACCUACUCUGCCGCCGCUCUGCAAUCCGACCUGGAGGACUCGCUGUACAAGGCAGGCGCAGGCGGCCCUCUCUACGGCGAUGGUUACGGCUUCCGCCUGCCGCCUUCUUCCCCACAGAAGCUGGCCGACGUGUCGGCGCCCUCUGGGGGACCCCCACCCCCGCACAGCCCCUACUCGGGGCCGCCAAGCCGUGGCUCGCCGGUGCGCCAGUCCUUCCGCAAAGACUCAGGCUCCUCGUCGGUCUUUGCCGAGAGUCCCGGAGGCAAGGCCCGCAGCACUGGGAGCGCCUCGACGGCCGGAGCACCACCUUCCGAGCUUUUCCCUGGACCUGGAGAGCGCUCUCUAGUAGGAUUUGGGCCGCCGGUGCCAGCCAAGGACACAGAGACCAGGGAACGCAUGGAGGCCAUGGAGAAGCAGAUUGCAAGCCUCACAGGGCUGGUGCAGAGCGCUCUCCUGCGAGGCUCAGAGCCGGAGACCCCAAGUGAGAAGAUUGAAGGCUCUAAUGGAGCAGCCACGCCCUCAGCACCGUGCGGAUCGGGUAGUCGGAGCAGCGGGGCCACUCCGGUGUCGGGCCCUCCCCCACCCUCGGCCAGCGGCACCCCUGCAGGGCAGCCCACUGCUGUCAGCCGGCUGCAGAUGCAGCUGCAUUUGCGGGGCCUACAGAACAGUGCUAGCGACCUGCGUGGCCAGCUUCAGCAGCUGCGCAAGCUCCAGCUCCAGAACCAGGAAUCAGUACGCGCGUUGCUGAAGCGCACCGAGGCGGAGUUGAGCAUGCGUGUGUCGGAGGCGGCGCGGCGGCAGGAGGACCCGCUGCAGCGGCAGCGCACCCUGGUGGAGGAGGAGCGGUUGCGUUACCUCAAUGACGAGGAGCUCAUUACUCAGCAGCUCAAUGACCUAGAGAAGUCAGUGGAGAAGAUCCAGAGGGAUGUGGCCCAUAACCACCGGCUGGUACCUGGUCCUGAGCUGGAAGAGAAGGCGCUGGUGCUGAAGCAGCUUGGGGAGACGCUAACAGAGCUCAAGGCUCAUUUCCCAGGCCUGCAGAGUAAGAUGCGCGUCGUGCUGCGUGUAGAGGUGGAGGCAGUGAAGUUCCUGAAGGAGGAGCCUCAGCGCCUCGAUGGACUUCUUAAGCGCUGCCGGGGGGUCACUGACACGCUGGCCCAGAUCCGCAGGCAAGUGGAUGAGGGUGUGUGGCCACCCCCCAACAAUCUCCUGAACCAGUCUCCCAAGAAAGUGGCAGCUGAAACAGACUUCAGCAAAGGCUUGGACUUUGAAAUACCACCCCCCAGUCCUCCACUGAAUCUCCAUGAGCUGAGUGGGCCUGCUGAAGGAGCUCCUCUUACCCCAAAGAGCAGUAACCCCACCAAAGGCCUGGAUGCUCCCGGCAAGAGAAGCGCGGACAAAGCUGUGUCUGUUGAGGCUGCAGAGAGAGACUGGGAGGAGAAGCGGGCAGCCCUGACCCAGUACAGUGCCAAGGACAUCAACCGGCUGCUGGAGGAGACACAGGCUGAGCUGCUCAAGGCCAUCCCUGACCUGGACUGUGCCAGCAAAGCCCACCCAGGACCCGCCCCCACCCCAGACCACAAGCCCCCCAAGGCACCCCAUGGUCAGAAGGCAGCCCCCCGGACAGAGCCCAGUGGGAGAAGAGGUUCAGAUGAGCUCACGGUGCCCAGAUACCGCACAGAGAAGCCCUCCAAGUCGCCCCCGCCACCCCCUCCCCGCCGGAGUUUCCCUUCCUCCCACGGCCUGACCACCACACGCACCGGAGAGGUGGUGGUCACCAGCAAGAAAGACUCAGCCUUCAUCAAGAAGGCUGAGUCCGAGGAGCUGGAGGUCCAGAAGCCCCAGGUGAAGCUCCGCCGGGCCGUGUCUGAGGUGGCCCGCCCUGCCUCCACACCACCCAUCAUGGCCUCUGCCAUCAAGGAUGAAGAUGAUGAGGAACGCAUCAUUGCUGAACUGGAGGUCUUUGAAAGAAGUUCAGUAUCUUCCCUUCCCCCUACGCCCCGUCGCCAGCUGAUCCCCACCUUGCUGUCCCCCCAGGACCUGGGGUCCCCUGGGGGCUCAGCUCUGGGCUCCCCAUGGAAGGCUGCCUCAGAUCCCAGGGUUCUCUGUAUCCCUCAGAUCAUCUUGACAGAAUGCACUUCCGGCUCUCCCUCUCUGCCAGAGAGCCCCAGGACAGUCCCCACACCAAGACCCCGGACCUUGGCCGGCAGCAGAAGGGCUUGCCAUGGCCCACAGGCCUUGCUGGGACUAGCUGCUGAGGUACUCUGGCCCCGGAGCGGCUCACUGUCCAGAAAGGAGCCAACAGUUCUACAGAGCCCACACAAUGCAGAAGCCGGAGUUCUCAGUCUUUGGGUGCCAUCGCUAGAUGAGACUCGGAAACCGUCUACUGCUGAGACCCACUCAGAGGAGACCCCUCAAAACUCUGAAUGUGACAGUCAAGCUUGCAAUAGAGGACAAGAGGCUGUCGGCUCAGGCCACCCAGUACAGGAUGCUACCCCACUGCGUAUGGACAGUCUGGAGGAGACGCUCCAGGAGCUAGAAGCCACCCUGAGCGAGAUGGGCGCCAACGUGACUAUGACGUGUCCAAGCAGCCCCCAGUCCCCACACUCAUCCCCUCAGAGUGGUGGUGGCACCGUGCCACCCAUGAAGGUGGUGACUCCUGGAGCCUCUCGACUGAAGGCAACCCAGGGCCCAGCAGGCAGCCCCGACAAAGGCAAACACAGCAAGCAAAGGGCGGAGUACAUGAGGAUCCAGGCCCAGCAGCAGGCCACUAAACCAUCUAAAGAAAUGAGCGGGUCGAAUGAGACCUCGAGCCCAGUCUCAGAAAAGCCCUCUGGUUCCAGAACCUCCAUCCCCGUAUUGACUUCCUUUGGGGCAAGGAAUUCUUCCAUCUCCUUCUAGAAGCCCUCAUACCACCACCCGGCCUGCCCCUCCCUCCCUCCUGCCAUUGUUCCCUGCUUCCUUUCAUGCCCACUCUACCCUCCCCACUCUCACCCCUGAAGGGUUUUGGGGCCAUGGCCCUCAGCUCUCUCAUCCCCUCUUGGUGUUUUUGGUUUUUUAAGUGAUUCUCUUUUAAUGAUCUUUUCUUUUCUUUUUCUUUUUUUUUUCUUUUUAAAGAGCAAAAGAGAAAACUAAAAACCAAACACACCGACUUUCCUUGACUUCCUGUUUCCUAACGGGGAGGGGGGCCCCCUCGGCCUACUUCCUGUCAUCUUCUCUCCCUCUGCUCUCUCACCCUAUUCCUCCUAAGUCCAUCCAACGUUCCCACCUCCCCUAACUUCCCAAGAACACUUGGAACCAACUCUGAGCCACGGAGACUUGUUGCAGCGGAGAGAGACCCUCCUCCCGUUACUGGGUUCCUUCCUGGAGGAACAAACGGACAUGGACAGACCCAGCAUCAGACUGGACGAUGGACCAGGGCGACAGACCCUGGCCUGGGAGACGCCCCAUUGCCUGUCCAGCCUUCGAAGAAACAGACCUCUGCUGCUGGCCUGCGGUUUCCUCUUGAACCAGGGUGGGCCUGUAGGCAGGCCUGCAGGAUGGGAUUGUCAGAGAAGAGGCCAUGGCUGGGAAGGGGCACUUGGUGCGAGGGGAGGAGCUGGCUCACUGUUGCUCAGUGUCUGGCUGGUGCUAGCUAAGGACAGAAGGAGCCCCCCUGUUCUGGUGGGAGCCCCCCUGUUCUGGUGGGUUGCUCCUGUGUUCUGUCUGCCCCUGGGGCUCUGCCUUGGGAGAGGGCAACCCUGAACAGGGCACUUGGUAACUUUUAGUUUCCUAAUUUAGCACUUUAAAUGCCAUUAACUUAUUUUAUGGGGGUGGGGUGGGCAAGGUGGAAGGGCCUAGAAACGUCUAGAGGGGGGAUAGGGUCUGGUUGUGAGGGAAAUAGGGAGAAGGGGGGGUGGGUGCAGUAAAGACUGACCCUUAGCUGGGGGCAACGUGACCUUCAGCCAGCCUUUAUGAUUUGAGGGUUUUCAGGGAAGGGGUGAGAUGUGAUUUGCCUAUGGGGAUCUGGUGACCACUAUGAGGUGUUUGAGGGUCCCCAAGGCAGAGCCACCAGCUAGUAUUCCAGUCUAUGGAUACCUUGUAGGGGUCCUGAACAGGGCAGACUGGCUUUUGGGUGAACCCUGGAGGCAAAGGGAGAGGCUGGUUGGUCCUGGCCUGGUCCCCAGCAGGCACAGAGGGGCCAGAGCAAGGAGGGCUGGAGGGAGCACAAAGUAGAGUAAGCACAGAGGUGUGGUCUUGAGACUUAUCACCUGGUAAGCACAGGAAGGAACUGUUGAAGGGACGGAGCCCAAGACCCUGAAGCCUGGCAGGGGAGGCCAGUGGCAGCUGUUGAGUUUGGGGAGGGAGGGAAAACUGGGUUCUGUUUCUUUUCUUUUUUUUAAUUUCUGCUUUUGUUUUGUUGGUUCAUCCUUGUUUUCUAGCUUUGAUCAUUUUUGUACCAAGGCAAGCAAGCCUUUUUGAAAAAUAACAAAAGAAGAAGAAAAAAAAUCCCUCCCAGAAAAAAAAGACAAAAAUAAAAUUAAAAAAAACAAAAAAACACAAAAAACAAAAAAGAAAACAAACAAAAAAAAAACCCUAGAAAAUGGGGGGAAAAAAAAGGGACCUCACAAUGAUGCAAUUACUUUUAAUUGCAAGCAACUCUUUACAUUUAAGUGAAGUGUCUUAACAUUUUAUAUUGUUUUAAAAAUAUAUUUACAUAUUAUAUAUAUAUAUAAUAUACGUAAUAUAAAUAUAUAUAAAUAUUUAAAAAAGAAAAAAAAAGAAAACCACAGCGCACUCUCCCUGGCUGCUGUCUGGCAGGGGAGGGAGCUGGGGACAGGCUGUGGCCUGGCUUCUGUAGUGGUGAAGCAGUUUGGUUUGAUUUGGCUGUACAGAGACCCCUGGCUUGGGAGGGGAGGGGGAGGGGCCCCUCCACUCCAUUUCUCUUUGCUUGCUACUCUUUGCUUGCCCCCACACCCCCUCAGCCCUGUGACCUGAAUGUGCACCCCUCCGUCAUUGUCCUGAGUUGAGUGUCCUUUGUGGAAGGAGGGGGAGCUGGGACAAGUGACCAUUCAUACAGGGCUGCCCAGGCUCUCAGGCAGGGUCUGUGGGAUUUACAUAGUUCUUCGCUUUGGUUCCCGCACAUGUGUGUGCUGGGAGGCAGUUGUAUGGGAUUGUGUGCAGCCUGCGUGUGUGCACAUUGGCACAAGCCCACAUAACUUCUAUCUGUGCACAUGCGUGGAGCGUGUGUACAUAGGCAAAACUUAUAUUGUAUGUGUGAAGCUGUGUACAUGUAUAUGAGCAUAACCUGCCUGGGUGUCAGCAUGAUUGUGUGAAAGGAACCUUGGGAGGAAGGUGUAAUGUGUGUACGGACAUGCCUGGCUACUCGUGUGAGGACCGUAUACGGAUGGGUAGAGAUAACAUGAGCUGUGGGUAUGGCUGUGUUCCGGUGCAGGCAGGUGUGUGAGAGGGCCUCUUCGUGUGUCAGUGUGCGUGUGCACGUGUGUGCUCCAUCAUCCUGCACCACUCGCCCAGCUCCCCUCCUGAGGCCUCCCUCCCCACACCUUCUCAAAGCCCACAGCACGUCAAUGCCCCCUCAGCUGCAUGCGCCUCGCCGCUCUGUCCAUCAGUGUGUGCUUGACAAGAGAAACUGCCACAUUGGGGGACCCUGUACCCGGUCUCCUCACCCUUGCCCGCUGUGCUGUAUUACUGCCAUAUUGGGGGACCCUGUACCCGGUUCCCUCACCCCUUCCCACUGUGCUGUGUUACCCGCAUGGGGGGUUCUCUUCGGCCCCUUCCACAAUAUACUGUUUCCCUAGGGGCCUCAGGGCCAAGGCUUUAGUGGGGUCCCAAGUGGGGCCCCCAAGGUCCGCCUGGCUCCACGCCCACUCCAUCCACCCCGUAGGGCCUGUGUCGGUGUAGCAGUGAUGGCUUCUGUGGACAUUCUGUGACCUGUCAGUGUAACUUGGCAAUUUCUAAAUGGAAAGGGUUGCUGUGUUUUCUGUCUCUUUUUUAAUGUCCUUCUUUCUCCCCUGCCUCCCUGCUUUCUUCCCUUCCCUUCUGGUUUUUCUAGCCGAGUGUUGGGGCUUUAAUAAAACUUGUUUCUUUUUUUCUCUCCUGGA
Molecule: messenger RNA, 7831 nt
Organism: Myodes glareolus (Bank vole)
Lineage: Eukaryota; Metazoa; Chordata; Mammalia; Rodentia; Cricetidae
Gene: Srcin1
Product: SRC kinase signaling inhibitor 1
Biological process (GO): regulation of dendritic spine morphogenesis
Cellular component (GO): postsynaptic density; cytoplasm; actin cytoskeleton
Source: RefSeq, a predicted model, not a curated record